GGCUCCCGCUCCAGUCUCUAUAACGCCGGAGCUCGCCGCGCCGCCCGCGGUAACCUCCCGCUAGCGGCUCCGCUCCCGCUUCGAGCACGGCAGGGCAGCCAUCCCCCAGCAGCGGGCGGCACCGGGCUCUCCCGGAGCCGGCACCGCAGGGAGAGCCCCGCGCGGGCGCAGGAGGGGACCGGGCGGCGAGAGGUCCUCGGCGGCGACGGAGGCUCCCGGCUCCGGCUGCUGCCGGGCUCCCGGAAUGGGCCUCCGGGCGCUGACGCUGUGGCUGCUGGCGGCGGCGGGGCUCGUGCGCGAGUCCCUGCAAGGAGAGUUCCAAAGGAAGCUGUACAAGGAGCUGCUGAAGAAUUACAACCCUCUGGAACGGCCAGUUGCGAAUGACUCCCAGCCGCUCACUGUCUAUUUCACACUCAGCCUCAUGCAGAUCAUGGAUGUGGAUGAAAAGAAUCAAGUAUUAACAACGAACAUCUGGCUACAAAUGUACUGGACAGAUCAUUACUUACAGUGGAAUGUGUCUGAAUACCCUGGAGUGAAGAACGUCCGUUUUCCUGAUGGACUGAUUUGGAAGCCAGAUAUUCUUCUCUAUAACAGUGCUGAUGAAAGAUUUGAUGCUACAUUUCACACUAAUGUUUUAGUCAAUUCUUCAGGGCAUUGCCAAUAUCUGCCACCAGGCAUAUUUAAAAGCUCAUGCUACAUAGACGUGCGUUGGUUUCCAUUUGAUGUUCAGAAGUGUAACCUGAAGUUUGGGUCUUGGACAUACGGAGGCUGGUCCUUAGACUUACAAAUGCAAGAAGCAGAUAUAUCUGGCUAUAUUUCAAAUGGAGAGUGGGAUUUAGUAGGAGUUCCUGGGAAGAGAACUGAGAGCUUUUAUGAGUGUUGUAAAGAACCUUACCCAGAUAUAACAUUCACAGUAACUAUGAGACGCAGGACUCUCUAUUAUGGACUCAACCUUCUUAUUCCUUGUGUACUGAUAUCAGCACUUGCCUUAUUAGUCUUUCUGCUUCCAGCAGACUCAGGAGAAAAGAUCUCACUAGGUAUAACAGUUUUAUUGUCUCUCACUGUCUUCAUGUUACUUGUGGCUGAAAUUAUGCCAGCAACAUCUGAUUCUGUCCCCUUAAUUGCUCAGUAUUUUGCCAGCACCAUGAUUAUUGUUGGCCUCUCUGUUGUUGUCACUGUUAUCGUUCUACAAUACCAUCAUCAUGAUCCAGAUGGAGGGAAAAUGCCUAAAUGGACAAGAGUCAUCCUUCUGAAUUGGUGUGCUUGGUUUCUGAGGAUGAAGAGACCAGGGGAAGAUAAAGUGCGUCCCGCCUGUCAACAUAAACAGCGUCGAUGUAGCCUGUCAAGCGUGGAGAUGAACGCUGUGAGUGGCCAGCAAUGCAGUAAUGGGAAUAUGCUGUAUAUUGGGUUUCGAGGGCUGGAUGGGGUUCACUGCACACCCACCACUGAUUCAGGGGUGAUCUGUGGGAGGAUGACCUGUUCACCAACGGAGGAAGAAAAUCUUCUGCACAGCGGCCACCCCUCUGAAGGCGACCCAGAUUUGGCUAAGAUCCUGGAAGAGGUCAGAUACAUUGCAAACAGGUUCAGAGACCAGGAUGAAGAGGAAGCCAUUUGCAACGAAUGGAAGUUUGCAGCCUCUGUAGUAGAUCGGCUCUGCUUGAUGGCAUUUUCAGUCUUCACCAUCAUUUGUACAAUUGGUAUCUUAAUGUCAGCACCAAAUUUUGUAGAGGCUGUCUCUAAAGAUUUUGCUUAACUCCUAUCUACGAUUUGAUUCUCUGAAGUAUGAUAUGUAGCAAAUAAGAGCAUAUUUCAUUGUUUGUUUGCUUGUUUUUAAUGAGUAUGCUGUAUCUCAUUGUCCUCUGUCUUUUACCCUCCUUCCUACUCCCCCGGCACACCUCUGGCCCCAGGCUCCUUUCUGAUGAGCAGCACCUUUUCAGAAGGGGAGCCAGGGAUCCCUCCCUGGGCUGCGUCCCAGCAAAUCUGAGCACUUCGCCGUGGGAGAUGCAAAGCGAGUGCAAGUCCCUUCAGAAUGAAAGGGUAUUGCUCUGGCAUCUUUUACGCAUUUCAAACUAGCUAGUACAUAAAUCAAUAGGUAGGUAAUGCCAGAAGUGUCGUUUCUUCCAGAAUUUGCUUUAAAAGAUAGAAGUUAGCCCACCUUAAAUGUUUGAGUAAGUCAGAAAAGAAGCCCUUAUGUUUAGGAGAGGAUUAAAUCUCUAUGAUGGAAGCUCAAACAGCAGAGAAAAAAAAGGGUAAAAACACCUUGCUUUUCAGUUGCUGGUUCUUAGUGAGUAUGGAGCUCUCAGCUCACUCACAACCAGUCACACCUUUAAAUCCCUCAAUAAAUUUUACAUAGAGCUUAUGUGAGUAUACAGGAUUCUGAUUUUGCCUGAGACACCAGAAAGAUGCAAGUCAAGAUGAAACAGCACAUAUCUUGUCCUUCUGUCGCUUCCUGGACUUGACCUAGAAGUAUGGCCUGGAUUCUUAAAAAGGCUUCACAGUAAUUGCGGUGUUUAUUACAACUCCCUUCUCUCCAGAAAAACAUUCUUUCAACUAAUGACUUUGUUGGUUUUUACCCUUUACAAUGACAUAAAGAAAAUGAAGUAUUUAUGAUAUAUAUGUUUUACCCCCAUUUGUUGAAAAAAAAAAAAAUUACAUACACUUGUCUCUUUACUUUUUCUACAUUGAAAUCCAGUUAACAUUAACUUUCUUGUAUAGACUUGAACAUAAUGACAGAUCUAAAGCAAAAAACAUUAAACCAUGAGAUCCAGCUUUUCAUUUCAAAAAGAAAUGUUUGAUCUGCUGUUUGCUUAGCCUUUUAUAGACCUCUUUCUGUUGAGUCACUGUAACAUGUCCUAACAAGAAAACUGCAUCCUUUCUGCUUGGUUUAUCAUUCGAAGAGCACUAAUGAAUUAUAAAUACUAUAUACAAACCAUAUAUAUGUCCCAGGAAAGAUUAAGACUUAAAUACAAUUAUUUUUAAUGAAUAGUGCUGAGCUGAGAAUACCAAGGUCUGAAACUGUGUGUAUAAAAUAGCUAAGAACCAGUCUCCUGCUAGUAUAGCAAUAUCCCUGACCAUGCUAUAAGUGGUAAAAGACAUGGGAGAAGAUUACUUCAGCAUUGACUGCUUGCUUUGUCCUGCAGAACCCUGAAUUUUUGGCUGAGGUCGACUGACACACAAAUGGAGGCCUGUUGUAGUACCAUGUUUUUACCAUGAGAUAAACUUGAGGCAUCUCCCAAGAUGUAUUAAAAUAGUGACUGAAAUGCUUGCUCUCCCUCAGUGUCACUUUGUUUUCCAGGGGCAGCUCCCCUGACAGCAAGAAAAUCAAACUGCAUGCCAAGCAAGCCCAGAGUCACUGCAGUCCAUCACCAGAGAUAACCCCUUGCUCAAGCCCCUCCAUGCCAGAUAAAAGGGCAGGAGAAGGGAAAGGGGGGAGGAGAAGUGGAAAGAAGCAGGGUAUUUCUCAUGGUUCGUGAAUUCUGUCUUCAUGAAAGUUCAUUCAGAAUCCCAUACUGCAAAGACCUGAGUAAAGUAUCUGAGUCCGUCUUGGAAUUCUGUCUUGAAACCUUGUCUGAAAUUCUUGUGUGAAUAAUUCACUUUUUUCAGGAACAAUUACUAAGAAUUAGCCACACAAUAAUUCCUGCAAGUAAUUUCUAGUUUGUAGAUUGCAUUUAAAUAGGAAAAUGUGAGUCCAGACUGAAAUAUGAGUUUUGUUCAUUUGUGAAUGAGUGUGACACAUGCUGCUCUUCUGAGUGACAUUUCUAGAACAAGCUUCCUGAUACGAAUGUUGGUUAGCAUCAGUAUUUUUCCUUCUGUAAGUAACCCGAAAUAGCUAUGUAGAAUGUUCCAUUUAGUCUUGUUUAAAGCUCUGGGGUCUUAGAUAAGAAUGUUUCAAAAAGAAAAGAUGCGUGGGGACUCAUGUGAUGGGAUGCAACUAUUGCAAUCAUGUACCAUUUGACACAUGUUACACGGGAGGCAGGAGAAUAACCCUCUUUCCACCAGAAUCCAUUUACGUUUUCUGUAGAAGUGAUCUUGCUAAGUACAGGAGCUCUUUAAGAGAGGAGGGAGAAAGUGAUUUCCGAAUUGACAGUAAGCUUGUUUAUCAAACGCAGAUGCAUUUGCACUUAAAAAUUGGAGACUGGGGACUGACCUUUAGUGUAAUUCCUGCCUAAGUUUGUAUUUCUGGAAUUGUACUGUCAGCAAAUACCAGCAUCAUGCCUACACUACUGCCUUUAACACUGGAAGGAGUAAUGAAGAUGCACCAAGGAGAAAAGCGAAUUCUAAUUUUCCCCACUGUCAACACAACCCAUAAACAUUCGCUAAGAACAUAGUUAUAAACUUCAAAUACAACAGUGACAGUCUCUGUUAUUUUGCACCUAGGAGUUAAAUUUUCAAAUGACUGAGCUGAGCAAAAUUGGUAUGUUUCUUGUCAAAUUGUGUGUGUCAAAUAUUUAUCUGUGCACUAAACAAUAUUUUGAUCUAAAUGCUGGGAAAAUAUUUAUAGUUCCAGACAUACAGAUGGGAAUAAAUACUGUAUACAGUACGUGUAUAUAAUAUUAUAGACAUAUAUAAGGAUCUGUUAUGAUCUUAAGAGUCCAGAAAGUAGGAUAAGCAAGUGGUUCACCACAACUAAGCUAUGACUCAUCUGACAAAUUGAAAAGCUCACUCCAGAGGUCAGCUGUCAUGUACAAUACUAUGUGAACAAUGUAUAUUACUUUUUCUGUUUUUAUAUUGAAUUGUAUUGAAUAUUUAAAAAACUUUUUAAUAUUUAAAAACAACUAUUUAAGCAUUAAUGCCAAAAAGGUUCCAAACAAAAUUUUAAAACGUUAGUUUUAAAUACAGAUAAAUUAUUUAAACAGUAUUUAAAUUCAUAAAUUAUUUUAUAUAAGAAUUGAUAUUACUAUGUGAGACUCUUUUUAAAGGUUUCUUUAAAUUCUCUUUACAAUCUCUGUAGCUGCAGGAUGUACUCUCAGUUCACCUGUGACAAUUCUACUUUUCAUUUUCUUUACCAAGAAUAGAAGGUAAACCAAAGUCAUGGGUUUUGUUUGUUUUCCCUUUUGUUAUAGUCUUUUACAUUAAGAAAUAGUAAGUAGAGGGCAUUAGAAAGUGAUAUUACAUCUGUCAGGUACUGACUGUCAUAUAAGCAAUUCAAUACUUUUUCAGUCCAGUACAAAUAAAAGAUUUAGAUCAAGAGA
Molecule: messenger RNA, 5192 nt
Organism: Numida meleagris (helmeted guineafowl)
Lineage: Eukaryota; Metazoa; Chordata; Aves; Galliformes; Numididae
Product: neuronal acetylcholine receptor subunit alpha-7
Exons: 10
Coding region: 245-1753 (502 amino acids)
Biological process (GO): nervous system process; regulation of membrane potential; chemical synaptic transmission
Cellular component (GO): synapse; postsynaptic membrane; neuron projection
Molecular function (GO): acetylcholine-gated monoatomic cation-selective channel activity; transmembrane signaling receptor activity
Source: RefSeq, a predicted model, not a curated record